Plasmodium relictum is the source of this 765-nucleotide messenger RNA. RefSeq names its product Plasmodium exported protein, unknown function. The transcript is spliced from 2 exons. Lineage: Eukaryota; Apicomplexa; Aconoidasida; Haemosporida; Plasmodiidae. The record is from RefSeq and is a predicted model, not a curated record. The coding region runs from base 1 to 765 and encodes 254 amino acids.
AUGAUAUAUUUUGAAGGAUUAAAUUGUGAUUUAAGGAAAUAUCUUUUAGAUUCUAAUAGUGCUACCAUAAAAAAUGAUUACACAAAUUCAUAUAUAGAUAAGGGAGAAAUAGCUAAAAAGAAAAGUUGUAUGAUUCCUAUUAACUUAAAACUUUUUGCUGUGUUAUUUCUUGGACUUUUAUAUUUUCUUUUGGGAUGUUUAUUCAAAGAGGAAAACCUGCAAAUUUCUGUACCAAAAUUCAACAAAGAUCAUCUAAGGACUCUAGUAGAGAAAGAAUCUGAGAAUGUAAAUAAACUUGUAUAUUUGGAUAAUAGAUAUAAAAACUUUGAAAAAAAAUUCAAUAAAUUUAUAGUUUCAUUAAUAAGGAAUAUAUUAAAUGAUUGGGAAGAUAUGUGUUAUAAUAAUAAUAUAAGACUUUCUCCAUUUGGAAGAAUAUGGGAACAAGAAAAAUUCGAGUAUAUGUUUAAUAAAAUACUUCAAGAUACAAAAGAUAUUUAUGACAAAAUUUCCGAAGAGUAUAGGAUAUUUAAAAAAAGUUAUCAUACUGAUAAAGAAUACUCAACUUUUUUCAAGGAGAAAAAAAAGGAUUUAAACAAAUUUAAAGAAAAGAAUCUUGAAUGGAUUUCUAAAUUUAGUGACUUAUGUAAAAAAGAGUGGAAAUACAUAGAAAGUUCACGUAAUUUUAAGAUUCGUCCUUUAAGGAGUUUAUUUAAAAAAAAAAAAAAUUAUGAAAUGUUAUGGAAUAAAAUGGAAAAAUAUGUAUAA